Messenger RNA from Pseudomyrmex gracilis, 4334 nucleotides. Its product is annotated as BRISC and BRCA1-A complex member 1-like. Lineage: Eukaryota; Metazoa; Arthropoda; Insecta; Hymenoptera; Formicidae. The record is from RefSeq and is a predicted model, not a curated record. Gene Ontology annotation, cellular component: BRISC complex; nuclear body; BRCA1-A complex. Bases 2915 to 3814 code for a protein of 299 amino acids. The transcript has a single exon. Gene Ontology annotation, biological process: positive regulation of DNA repair; mitotic G2 DNA damage checkpoint signaling; double-strand break repair.
GUUGCUUAAAAAUUUCACUUAAAGCAAUUUAAAAUCAAAUUGAAAUAACAUUGGGUUAUACUGCAAAAAUAAUUAUGUGGAAAGAAAAGUCGCGCAAUAUUAUGAAGUGUGCAAUUAAAAACCUUCUCUUUUUCUCUUUGUGUUUAUCGUAUAAAGUACACACUUAAAGAUAAAUCCAUUUUUGCUGUGUAUAAGACACGUUACUUGUACAGAGACUUAUUCGAAUAAUUUAUAACUCAAUAUCGAAUCUCUAACCGAUCAAAACGGUUUGUAAUAGAGCGCGGUCUUGCACCAGAGUUGUCGUAGAUGAUUUAUGACGCAUCCAGAAAGAAUAGCAAUCGCGAAAAGAUGACGAUAAAAACAACCUAUGUAACAGUAAGAGGGUCACAGCGUAUAGAUUUAUUUUUUAGAGAGGGAUAAUAUAUAUAGAUUUCAUAUUUUCAUAUACACAUAUAUAUAUGUAUAUACAUAUAUAUACAUUUUUAUUAAGUUUGUGUUGUUUCGGCAGUAGAAUCUUCGUGCGAUCGCACACAUGAGUCACAGAUCUCCCAUUUACAUCACUAUUUUAUGUCACAGAUGUAUCUGUGUAUGUAUGUACAUAAUAUUUAUUAACAAUUACACACAAUGACACACGCAUAAGUUACGAUAACAUAUAUACGUACAACACAAGACACACAUUUAUAAAAUAAUGAUUACCGGUUAUUGUUAUAUCGUUAAUAGAUGAUUAUAUGUUGCGCAAGGUAACAAACUCUCUUUCAAAUAAAGUGGUUAUUUUAUAAAAACAUCGCGCAUCUCGCACGCAUACGCGCACGCACGCACAUACACACGUGUUCUUUUUCCAGUAUCAAUGAAUAAAUAUGCUCGACUGUGCAGAUUGCGCGCACGUUGAUGGAAUACUAUAUCACUCUCGCUCUUUACGAGUGAGUCAUGUCUUCUGUGGUUUCUCUCAGUGCAAUUUUAAUUCAUUACACAUAGUAUAUAUAAACAAGGCCGCGUAAAUUGUAAAACGUUAACAAGAGCCGCGCGCUCUUUUCUUUAGCAAUUUAGAUACGAAACUUUCGUUUGUGAUUUUCAACGCCAAAUCCCCGACUAAUUGGCAUAAACGCGGUUGAAUUGAAUGACACAGGUGCACGCACGGCAGAUUCUCAUUAGUUUUCGCAACUUCGUGCUUUGGAGUGGACCGACGGAGUAUUUUCAUUGUGCGACGUGUGUGUGUGUGUGGGUGGGUGGGUGUGUAUACGUCGUUGGGCAAAAGUGGAACGGCACACAGCGACACAAUUGUGGGAACCCUUUCCAUUCCAUCCUCUCUUUUCAGCGCACUGACAAAAUGCACUGACAAAAGCAAAGAUAUGCCAGAUGGAAAAAGAAAUAAAGAUACGCAAAUAAGCGCGCUUUUAAUUACAGAUUACAUUACUUAUAACAUUUCCGUUUGCAAGACACUUAGCAUUUAAUAUCUCAUCGAGAAUCAGAGCUCUGUUGUCUCAAAAAAAAAAGCACGCAUCUGGUAUAAAUUAAUUUAAAUUAAAAGUUUCUUUUUCAAAAAUAAAAAGCACUACAGUAACUGUUGCAUUUGUGUGAUAAUGGUAUAUAUUGCGCUGUACAUUGUCGUUUUUGCGCGUUUUAUAUAUUUAACAACAUAGAUAUAUAUAUAUAUACGAGACGCGCAAUGAAUAAUGCAAUUUCAAGAGUCCACAGUUGCUUUUUUUUUUUUUUUAUCCUACAUCUAAUUGUGUCAUGAGACUUUGCACAUGUGCGACUCAAAAGGAGAGAAUUGCAUAAUUUGUGUGUAAGUUUUGCGCCUGCGGCGUGUUUAGUUGUCGCGUGUACGCGUUUCACCUUGGACGUUUGUAUUUCAUUACCUCGUUAUGGGGAAAAAAAAAUAGCCUUCUGUGCACGCACGUGUACGUACACAUGAAUAUAUACAUAUACGCACAGAGAUAAUCGCACGCCCAACAACCGAAUAAAUUAAACGGAAUUGUAGAUGCUUGUGCGCACGCGAGCAAGCGACUCCAUUACCUUCGCAAUAGUUAGACUUUUCCAUUAUUGUCUACUUAAGUCUCAUUAUUUUUUUUACCUAUUUGCAUGUAAAACACUUGUUGCGCCUUGAGUUUAUGCUAAUGCAACUAACACGAGGAAAUUUAUUGUAAACAACAAUUAGCGUACAUAUGUAUAUAUAAUGUAUAUUAUUAUAAUUUGAUUUAUCAACAAACUUACUUUUCAGUCGCAGUCUUUCCAACACUGGGUAGCUACCACACGUAAUUUUUGCUCUCAGAAUUGAUUUCAAUCGGAAAUUUUCCAUCAAUGUCGUGGUAAUAAAAUCAAAAUAUGUUUAUCUAUUUUUUAAAAUAAAAAUCAAGAGGUGAGAUAAAUUACAUCGAUAAUGUACAUCGUUUGAAAGUGGGUGCUUGCUCGACCGUAUACUCGGUCGCAGCUGGCGAAACAAAAUCAAACCCAAUUUUUUGGUAUUGGUGCGAAGUGGCUCGGGGUGGACCGCUUCAGGUUGGUCCAUGCACCAUCCUAAGAAAAACAAUUUUUUUAUCACAGUCCACCUACAAUAAAAACACAUAUGAUGCGAAAAAGAGAUUAUAACGGUUGCCAAUUAUCGGGGGUUUUCAAAAGUACCUGCGCUGUCGGUUUUAUUUUGCGGUCCACUUGGUAACCGUUGGUAACACUGCAAAGCAUCUUUUGAUCAUUUACGACUGUUCGGAGCAGUUCGAAGGAAGUCGCACGCCUAGGACAAUGAUCAAGUAAUUAUUUGCACAGUGUAGCAAUUUGUUAUUUGCGAGUUUGUUUCGAAGCCUUCACAAGAUAAGUAACUUGGCAAUCGUUCGAGAAAGUUGCAAACUCAAAACCGUAGAAAAAGAAAAGAGAGGUUAGGUUUGCCCGCCACUGGUGGGUAUUUAGGGUUAGAAAUAUGUCAGACAAAGAAUCGAACAACGAGAUCCAGAUAAUAUCUGAAAGGUUGCAGACCGUCGCUACUCUCGAGUACAACAACACGCAGCAACAACAGGGAAAGAGUGCGCGGAAAAACAACAAUUCCGUGGACAUUAAAACGAUCAGCGAUAACGCGACUAUCACCACCACGGAGAACAUCUUCGUCAGGAACGUACCCGAACUCAAUUUACCCGAGAAGAUAUUGCUCGUUAUCGACACUGUCAAAGAGCAACAAUGCACGCCCUUCAAGCUCGGCACGGGCGCAACGUACUCGCCCCUGUUUAUGAUCAAACGUGUGGUCGAGAACUUUGUCUGCGCCAAGUCCACCAUUCAACCCGGUGUGCAUCAGUACGCGCUGAUGAGUCUGGAAGCGAUGGACACGUGCUGGCUUUGCGAUUACACCAGCAACAUCAAAACUGUGUUCAAUUAUUUGGAGGGCAUAGAGGAGAACACAUUGGAUGAGGAGCAAAAAACUUACGAUCUUGGAAAUCUGUUCGAGACGAUACACGGGCGAAUAGCUAUACCGUCCAAACAUCAGCCGGCGUUUGUUUCGCGUGUAAUCUUGAUAUAUGGACGUUCAAGCUCCGUUCCGAAAUUUUAUACGAGACAAAAGUACUUGGAGAACUUGACGGAAAAUCCGUAUUUCUUUUUGGACGUGCUGUUUGUGCACGAACCACCCGGUGACGACGACAUAUGCGAGAAGGUGUACGCCGAAAUCGCAGCUCUGGAUACCAUGGGUUUUUCUUAUAUUUUCGAGGUGGGCAGAAACGCCGCCAAGAUACACGAUAACAUGGCGAAAUUGUUGGCACAUCCGUUGCAGCGACCGCUUCAGAAAGAUGCUUCUUACACGUACACCCCACUCGACGUCAAACACUCAUGAAAUGCAUAUUGUGUAAUUCUCGGCGCAUUAUUACGCUAAUUGUAUAAUUUUUUCUGUACAUUUGUUAGGAUAUAACUUAUUUUUGCAAAGAAAUUUGUAUUCUUCAUGGAUUCACUCUCUACUUUGUUGUUAUACGUAUAGUUUAACAUAAUAUAACAAGAGAGAGAGAGAGAGAGACGAUCAGUUGCUUGAUCAGUACAUCGAUUACAAUACAUAGAUACAUUUUAAAUCUGUGUUUAUUUAUCAAUAUAUAGAUAGAAAUAAUUUUGUUAUAUAUAUAUAUAUAUAUAUUCUUAUUAAUCUCUCGUCUCGAACUUAUACCGCAGAAUAUAAUAAAUAAACCUUACUUUUUUUAUAAAACACACAAAGCCUCAGAGAUAUUAACACAUGUGAAAUGUUAAUUUAAGAUAUAUUAUUAUAUCGAUCUUUUUAUCGCUUGUUUGUAUGAAAUUUUUUUUUUUUGUUUCUUUUCGCAUUCGUAUUAUUUUAAUUUAUUUUAUUUGUAUGAUGUUUUACUUUU